GUGGUGUUAUGGGAAAUGUUCACUUCCGUGGCUAUCAGUGUUUGAAAGACAUCUGUGGUACUUUCUGGGUUACUAACUCUCUAGUUCGCUAGCUAGGAAGUUGAAACAAAAAUUUACAAACAUUUAACAGCCAUUAUUAUUUUCAGUAAAACAGAUUUUAUAUUUUGCGAACAGAAGUCCGAAAUCCGAAAACUUCAUUAGGUUCUGGAGGAUUUCAUUACGCUGAUGGAUUCCUCACCAGGAAGAAGCAGCGGCCCUGACCGGACUGAUUGUGACACCCCUGUCCCGGACAGCGACUCCCCCCUGCCCCCAGUAAAUGAGAGGCUGGCUUUCUUGCGCCCAUCGCGGGAGCUGUUGGAGUUUUACAGGCAGAAAGUUGCCCAGUUUGAUGGUGAGCAUGUGGAGCUGCUCCAGAUGCUGGAGAAGUACAAGGCCACAUCUGAGGACCAGCACAAGCUUCAGUGGGAGGUGCGCCAGAGGGAGAGUGAAAUCGCAGAGCUGCAAAAGGCCCUGAGCGACAUGCAGAUAUACCUGUUCCAGGAGAGGGAGCAGGCACUUAGGCUGUAUGCAGAGAAUGACAGGCUCAAGAUCAGGGAGCUAGAAGACCGAAAGAAGAUACAGCACCUCCUGGCUCUGGUGGGUCCAGACGUUGGAGAGAUCACUUACUUCUACCGGGAACCCCCGCACAAGGUCACCAUCCCUCAGAAGAAGCUCCAGGCCAGCAGUCGGGACCCAAAGAGGCCAGCAAGAACAGCUCCACGCAAGAAAGCGGCCAAACCAGAAGUGGGAGGAGAGACUGCAGAGUCCCCGGAGCAAUACAAGAGGGACAACCAGACCCUGAUGCUGCAGGUGGAGGCGCUGCAGGCCCAGAUGGAAGAGCAGACCCGGCUGGCCAAGGAGCAGGUGGAGUCCCUCCUGGAGGACCGGCGCAUCCAGGCGGAGGAGGUGCAGGUGCAGCGGACAAGAGACGAAGAGCGGGUGGCUGCUCUCACCGACAAGCUGCAUCGCACGCAGAACCUGCUGUACGACAGCACCAAAGACUUCCUGCACCUGAAGUUCGAGACGCGAGCGCAGGAGAAGAGCUGGAUGGCCGAGAAGGACCAGCUGCUGCAAAAGCUGGACUCCUAUCAGGAGAGGCUGAGGGGGAGCCGGGGGGGAGUGGGGGUCGGAGACGGAACCUCCCGCAUUGCACCCCCCGUGCCCAAGCAGUCCCACCACGCCCGUCGGGAGGAGGUGAAGGUGCUGGAGGAGGAGCUGAAGCAGGCCCACCGGCUGGCUGACAUGUACAGGGAGCAGUGCGUCAGCCUGGAGGCCGACCUGGCGCAGAUCCGGGAGGAGGGCGACGUGGGCAAGGAGCUUUUCAAGGAGCGUUCAAGUAAGGUUGCGAAACGGCUCCAGCUGAUGACCCAGCGGUACGAAGCCCUGGAGAAGCGGAGGGCCAUGGAGGUGGAGGGCUUCAAGACGGACAUCAAACACCUGCGACAGAAGCUCAAAGACGUGGAGAAGCAGCUCUUCAAGGUGGCACUGAACGUGGGGCCAGAUCAGGACUUGGCGAUCCUCCAAGAGGUGCGGCAGACCGGCUCUCGCACUAAGAAGGUCCAGGGGGAGCUGAGGACACUGAAAGCCAAGAUCUAUGGACUGGAAAAUGAGCUGAGAUACUGCUGAGAGGCUGAAGCCUUACCGUUCCAUUUAAAGGCUUACACUGUGCUCAGAGAUCCAUACCAGUUUUUGAAAUGCAUUGUUCAAAAUGCCAGUUACAGUUCUUUUUAUAAUGAUUCAAAAUUAUGCCUUUGUGCCAGCCCAUUUUUAUUAUACGCCGUCCAUUACUAUGAAGCGAGUGCAAAUGUGGUAAGAUCAGAAGCCAUCAAACAUGUGACACCUGAAUGAUUCUAAGUAUUCUUCACCGACAAUUAGGUUUCAGGAAGUGUUUGGAGGGAAUGUUGGAAUGUUGUCCAAAAUUAUUACUUUUUGUUUGAGAAACGCUGCAAGAUACGCAAUGCUGUCUAUGGUGUAGUAGAGAUUUUGACGCAAGACAACUUGUUCAGAAAUGACCUGGAAAUUACAGCAAAUGCACCUUUGAACCAUUGUGACUGAAUUGACAAUGUGGAAGUAGCGAUUAUACUACUACGCAAUGUCAUUAACUUGAAUGUAUUUGUUUUUACUCUGAAGUUAUUUAUUAAAACAUAUUUUUAAACCAUC
Molecule: messenger RNA, 2199 nt
Organism: Anguilla rostrata (American eel)
Lineage: Eukaryota; Metazoa; Chordata; Actinopteri; Anguilliformes; Anguillidae
Gene: ccdc77
Product: coiled-coil domain containing 77
Exons: 12
Coding region: 226-1665 (479 amino acids)
Cellular component (GO): centrosome
Source: RefSeq, a predicted model, not a curated record